UUCAGCGGCUUUUCACGUUAACAUGUUCCUGUACGCUAACGCGGCUAGCCGAGGAGCCGCGAACCGUCGACGUGUUACUAACACCGGACUCGAUCAACGGAGGCGUCGCGAGACGUGUCGUUACCGAAUAAUGGCAUUCAGUGGCGUGACUUCAGGAAGUGUCGUAACGGUCCAGAGACCCGCAGAGUGUCUUAUCUGAGUGGUUUCUGGCGUAGCGACGGCAGCUAAAUACGAGCUAACGCUGUGACUAAUGGAGAGUUAGCCGAUGCGUUUAAGGGGGUUGGAAAUCAUACAUAUAUUUUUUUACUGGCCUCCGAUGAAUCUCCUCACAUAAACCUGUUACGACUUGUGUAAAACAAUAUAAUAAUUGUACAUUUCAUGACAUUGCUGCUUUAUAGAUUAGCUAGUCUGUUAACUGAUUAAUUGAUUUGGCGAAAUUGCCAAUCAUGGAGCUCGUGGUCGAAACUUCGCUGCUUCUUUGUAAAUUGGAUAUGUUUUGGUUUAAAUUGCCUAUUUAACCUCUAAAAGACAAAACAAAUCUAGUUUAAAUACAUUUUAAAAUAUGUUUUAAUUAAUUCCCCAAAUAAUAUAAUAGUAACUAGAACGGGCACUCGGUAGAGCGCAUACCUUCGCAUAUCACAAGAUUGGGCAUUGAAUUAUGAACAUGUUGGCAUUAGUUGCAUGUCAAUUGAAUAGAAAUUGACCGUGCUAUGGUAAAAAAAAAAAAUUGUUGACCUUUUCAUGACUUUGACCCGAUCAUCCCAAAAUCUAAUCAAAUGGUCCCCGGAUAAUAACCAAUCAUCCCCCCAAAUUUCAUGGGAUUCGGUUUAAUACUUUUUGAGUUAUGUGCAGCCAAACUCCCCUGCACACAUGGCUGGACUGCAGCCGUUCUUUGACUUCAUUCUGUCUCUGGACAACAAAAGACUUAAUGAGGAAAAUGACCUGCUGAAGGAGCUUCUGCAAGCCAACACGGAGCGAGCGGUGAGGAUGCAGGUGUACAGCACGAAAACCACCACGCUCCGUGAGCUGGAGGUGAUGCCCAGUAACAUGUGGGGGGGGCAGGGCCUGCUCGGGGCCAGCGUCCGCUUCUGCAGCUACCAUGGAGCCAACGAGAACGUCUGGCACAUCCUGGACGUGGAGGCCAGCUCCCCCGCUGCAUUGGCGGAGCUCCAGCCGCACAUCGACUACAUCGUCGGAGCGGACCAAGUGUUGCAAGACUCAGAAGACUUCUUCUCGCUGAUUGAGGCCCACGAAGGGAAGCCCUUGAAGCUGCUGGUGUACAACACACAAACCGAUGUCUGCAGAGAGGUGGUGGUCACACCCAAUGGGGCGUGGGGCGGAGAGGGCAGUUUGGGGUGUGGCAUCGGUUACGGCUACCUGCACCGGAUCCCAGCGCUUUCUGAUGGUUCGGCGGCUGAGCCACCCGCCCCGGUUCCCGAGGAGGAACCCCCCCCGGAGCUGCCCACCCACGGGUUCACCGAGGCACCUUUGAUUGCACCUUCAAGUCUAAGUGUCGAUGUGUUGGACCUGGAGCAGGUCACCCUCCAGGAAGCUCCUCUACCUCCACCCGUCCAGAGGGUCAUGGACCCCGGUUUCUUAGACUCUGAAGUGGCAGUGAUGAACCCCGAACCUGCAGAUUUGGCGGACAGACUGGACCUGUCCAUGUCGUCCAUCGACAUGACCGACACUUCGCUGACGAUGCACGAGGAGAAGGACGGGGACAUCUCUGGCGUCGGUGAGUUAGAGGAGCUGGAGGGCAGUGCGCUGCCCUCGUCGUCCGCAGACAGCCAGACUGAGCUCCGGGACCGGAGCUCCCACACGGCCACAAAGCUCAGCGCUGCCCUGGCGUCCAGUGACACUUUGUCUGAGCGGUCUCACCUGCUCACCGAGUCCGCCGUCGCCCCCGGCCCUCUGUGUGAAUCUAGCGCUGGCCCGAGUCCACCGGCGGAGGACUUGUCUCUCCCCGUGGAGACCCCCCCAGAGCCUCCCGCCGCCGAGCCCUCCGUCCCGGCCGAAGAGCCUCCCCGCCCACCUCCCGUCGACGCGUCUCCCGCUCCGGCGGAGCCUCUCCAGGUGGCGGCCGCUCACCACUGCAGCCACGAGAGCGAGGGGGAGGAGCCAGAAGAAGAGCCGGCUCUCGUGUAAGCCGGCAUCAGGCCGUACAGAAGUUGCGAAGAGUGAAGUUGACAAUCACUGGGGCUUUUUUUAAAGAAACACUAUAGGAUGUGCAGAGCAGACGGAGGAAGACGCUUCCUGACCUCGUGAUAGUUUCUCAGUAAGCGCGCGUGGCUCCGCCCCUUUGUUGCAGGACAGACGCCGGCUGAAGCGUUCGCACAUGAGUUGGAGAGAUACUUAGAGGCACUGUAGGAAUAUCCGUUUUUCUUUUCACAUGUGGGAAUUUUAAAGUUACUGCUUAUUUUAUCACCAAGAUGGUUAUAAAAAUAAAAAUAAGUCCCAUGCUUGGUGCAAAAUUAGAUGACGCUCGUGCCAAGACUUUUGUUUCUGGUUCAGCGACGUGUUUAAUACUUGAAAGCUUCCAAAGUCAAACGCGUCUACGUUUAGUCGAGCACGGCUGCACCUUGACGCCCGUUAACGAUAUCCACGCUUUUGAAGCGACCGGACCGUCGGCAGUUCAGACGAGCCGGUCUUGACGAUUCCCCAGAAUAGAGCUUUAAAAAAAAAGCUUUCUAGUUUAGUGUCGUUUAUCGCUCAAGUAUUGGAUUUCUAAGUGUUGCAAUGAGGGAAACGUUUGUCCACUCGUACCGCGUGAAACCAGUCGGUACAUGUUUUUAUUCAAGCUUUGAUGAGGUCAGUAUGUUUUAAACCGUCUUUUAAUUUGAUUUAUUCGGUCAUAGUUUGACAAUUUUUACAGUUUAUCACUAAAAUUAUGUCUCGUUCAACACUA
Pseudoliparis swirei is the source of this 2905-nucleotide messenger RNA. It is a transcript of the gene gorasp1a, whose product is annotated as golgi reassembly stacking protein 1a. Gene Ontology annotation, molecular function: protein binding. Gene Ontology annotation, cellular component: Golgi apparatus. The coding region runs from base 871 to 2145 and encodes 424 amino acids. Lineage: Eukaryota; Metazoa; Chordata; Actinopteri; Perciformes; Liparidae. Gene Ontology annotation, biological process: Golgi organization. The record is from RefSeq and is a predicted model, not a curated record. The transcript is spliced from 9 exons.